Molecule: messenger RNA, 2069 nt
Organism: Camponotus floridanus (Florida carpenter ant)
Lineage: Eukaryota; Metazoa; Arthropoda; Insecta; Hymenoptera; Formicidae
Gene: Hs6st
Product: heparan-sulfate 6-O-sulfotransferase 2
Exons: 4
Coding region: 230-1651 (473 amino acids)
Cellular component (GO): membrane
Molecular function (GO): heparan sulfate 6-sulfotransferase activity
Source: RefSeq, a predicted model, not a curated record
CUAACCGAGACGCGCGGCAGGGAUCGCGGGAGACGAUGACGGACGAUAGGAGCAAGGAGCGGAGAGAGCGAGAGCAUCUGUCAUGGCCGACGCUCGGUUGGCGAGCGUAGCUACGGUCAGGUCGGAUCGCAUCAGCGAGCGGUGGUGUACGGCAGUACGUUGUCAUCCUCCCAAGAGAGCGACCGAGAGAGGCCGGAGCGAGAACAGGGAGGCACGAUAAUGGGUAAUAAUGGGCAGACGAGCGGGCGCCGAUGCGAGGAUAGACGCUACUACUAGCGAGCUCGAGGUGCUCGUCGCGUUGGAAGAGGAGGAGGAGGAGGAGGAGAAGGCGGCGGAGGCGAAGGAGGUAAACUUAUGCGACGGCGGGUCCGCGACGACGACGGUGAUGAUGGAGUCGCGGCAUCCGCGUAGGGCCCGCUUGCGUCGCGUCGUCGGGGUAUGUCUGUUUCUGACGCUAACCGGGAUCGUCUACCUGGGCUACUUCUGCCCGGAUCACGUUUGCGCCCUGACCAAUCGCGAGAUCAAGGAAUCCGUCAGGGUGUCCGAGAGCCUGUCCAUCCCCGUAGGCUCCGCCGCUCUGUCUUCCGUGUCCAUCGAGGUUGACAGGAAUGGCAUACUCUCGGCACAUCCCGCCUUCAAGCUGCAGAGCAUCCAGGGCAGUCUAGGCUACGAUGAUGUUUUCGCCAAUGACACUUUCCAGUUUGAUAUCAAUGCUCACGAUGUCAUGGUUUUUUUGCAUAUACAGAAAACUGGUGGGACAUUAUUUGGAAAACAUCUGGUGCGAGACCUAGAAUUACAAAAACCGUGUUUGUGUCAACGACGACGAAAGCGUUGCUCCUGUUACCGUCCAAAUCGUCCAAACGAAAACUGGUUAUUUUCACGAUAUUCAACUGGCUGGAAAUGCGGUCUACACGCGGAUUGGACCGAAUUGACGAAUUGUGUAGACACAGAGCUCAAUAAAGUUGAAGGGGAAGGCAUCAAACGCCGUUACUUUUACCUAACUAUCAUAAGAGAUCCCGUCGCGAGAUAUCUCUCCGAAUUCAAACACGUGCAAAGGGGUGCUACAUGGAGAGGUGCUCGUCAUUGGUGUGGAGGUACUCAAGCAAAUAUACCCCAAUGUUAUAACGGCUCCAGUUGGAAAAAUGUCACUUUAGAACAGUUUAUGGCGUGUCCUUACAAUUUGGCGAGUAAUCGUCAAACUAGAAUGCUGGCAGAUCUAUCAAUAGUUGGCUGUUAUAAUUCUACUCUUAGCAACACUGACAGAGAUCGUUUAAUGUUGGCCAGUGCUAAGCACAAUCUGCAAUACAUGCCUUUCUUCAUGUUGACUGAGUAUCAGAAGGUGGGACAGUAUACCUUUGAAGAAACGUUUAAGAUGCGAUUUGCGGUUGCCUUUGAACAGCAUAAUGCUACACUUAGUGCAGCUACUAUGGCAACCCUUAGCUUAGAACAAUUGGAGACUGUACGUAAACUCAACAGCCUGGAUUUGGAACUCUACGAAUUUGCAAAGAAUCUCGCCUUUCAAAGAUUUAAACGGCUUAGAGAUCGUGAUCCACAUUUCGUACAACGAUUCCAACAUCUUGGUGAAUUAUCAUCAAGGCAAAGUGUCACAGAAUUUAAUUGGGAUUCCGUCAUUGAAGAUACUACAGAGUGAUAAGUAUGUAAGUACAUUAAUAAGCAAUCUUUUUCGACGUUAACCAUUACUCUGGAUUUGAGUAUCUUAGAGAAAUGCUCUUGAAACAGAAUUGUUUCUGUAUAAAUCGUAGCUAUCUGCGUAAAAUUUACCAAAAGCACAUGAAAAUGUACUUGGACGAGACCAAAGAAAAAUCCGAGAACUUUGUGAUGAACCAGGCUAUUUUAUCAGCAGCUAAAAGUGCAAAAGUUAAUAUUCGCAAUGUAAUAUUUGCAAAAAUUUUUUAUGAUCCAUAAAAUAAUCGUACACUCUAUGAGGGUUCUUCCACAUAAGUUCAUAUCUUUAAUUAUAAUUUUAAUAAAACUGUAAAUUUUUUAUAAGAUUUACAUGCAAACUUAAUUAUUGCCAUAUGCGCCAAAUAAUUUUUCUCAAAUUUGAG